Messenger RNA from Topomyia yanbarensis, 959 nucleotides. RefSeq lists its product as uncharacterized. The record is from RefSeq and is a predicted model, not a curated record. The coding region runs from base 147 to 935 and encodes 262 amino acids. Gene Ontology annotation, molecular function: RNA binding. The transcript is spliced from 3 exons. Lineage: Eukaryota; Metazoa; Arthropoda; Insecta; Diptera; Culicidae.
CCAACGUGCUAAUUUACGUUUUCAACGUUCACAGAAAACUUGCAUUACCUAGCAUGAAAUAAGGACAGCAAAUUAAAAUUACCUACUGGUAGGUAAUGGAUUUUAAGUGUGUUAGGUUUUUUGGAAGUUUGUUUUGCUAAGUAAAGAUGGUAAAAGUUAAACGGAAAUAUCCUGAGCAACCGGUUCAGCAGGAAGCAAAUGACAGUGGUUCCGAUUACGACGUGGAACACAGUUUCAAGCCAACGCCAACAGUGAAAACAUUGAACGAAGAAUUCCCACUCCCAAAGCAAGUGCGAAAAAACGUUAACAAACGGAGUAGAGCCGAUACCGACAGUGAAUCUGAGGACCAAUCGAGUAGCGAUGAUGACGAUUCCGACGGAAAUCUGCCUACACUAACAAAAUCACAGCUAGCUGCCAUUCUGCAGGCAAUCAAAAGUAACAAACGAUUAGUGUUGAACAUUUCGAACGUGGACUUUUCUACCGCUAAGGAGGAGAUAGAGGAGCACUUCCGGAAAGCUGGUCGUGUUAAAAGCGUUCGCAUUCCAAAACGAAGAGCGUCCGGGUUUGCGUUCGUUGAAAUGCUGGAUCCGGAGGGUUUUCAGAAAGCGUUUCUUCUAGACGGAAGCUAUCUCGACGGACGGCAGAUUCGGGUUCGUCUAUCCGAAAGUGGAAAAAAGAAGUCUCAUCAAAAGAUUUUGCUACUUGAGAAGAAAAAUGCGGAAAUCCGAAAGCUGAGAAAAAAGAACCGAACGCAACCGGAAGCCGUGGAUAUAACUCUGGUUCCAAAGGUCCAACCAAAAGAGAUUGAGAGGGAUCCAAUUUUGGACAAGAGGAAAACAAAACCUCCCACGAAAAAACAGAUGAAAGCACACAACAAGCGGGUGUCGAUGAAGGCAAAAUAUAGAAAUCUAGCUAAAAAGGGAAUAAAGGUUUAGACAAACAUCAAAUUUUUAUGUUCA